AAAAAAUACAACGAAAAUUUUAUUCAGGAAAAUAAAGUUGCAGUGUAUUAGCGAAAAUGUCCAAGCGCAUACCCAAAGGGAUAAAGGAUGGAACUCCUUUAAAAUUAACAAGAAGUGAUUUAUAUCGAUGCAAUAAACAGAACAGACACGCUGAUAUGGCAAGGCUAGAAGUGCUACGUAAUAAUGGUGCAGUUAAGAAAAAACUGAACAACUCAACUAAAAUGAAGAGACAGUGCCAAGAAUUGACGAGAAAUGAUAAAGCCGCUGUAAAAGAAAGCAACAAAAGCAGUAAGAAAUGUGUUUUCACAGAACAAAUCAAUCCAAAGAACAGUCAAAAAAUUAAUAUUAGGAAACGUCUGGAUGAGUUGUUCCAAAAAGAACUACAUAAUGUUCGUAAAAAAUGUCGACAGUGUGAAAAGGAAGACUUUAUAAAAAGAAACGCUGUGAAAUACGACCAGUGUGAUAAGAUGCUGGAUGGAGAAGAUCGUAGUAGCAUAAAGUAUAGAACUUACAACCAAAACACUACACCUGUUAAACAGAUGAGUGUUCUAAGCAAAAGCCUACUAACCACAUUACAUGACACCGAUGAAGUGCUUCCACAGAAAAAAAAUCUUUUUAAUGGAAAGGAAUAUUAUAGUACAGAACCGAAUCUCAAAUUCACUAUAUCUAGUGAAAAAAACCUGUUCACAACUGAUCGAACUUCUACUGACUCAUGGCAUGAGUACACAUCAACAUAUAACAAAUACAGUAAAGUAGCUGACAUCAAUCGAAAACUUGUUAAGAUUUUCGGGUUCGAGUUACCGGUUGUUAAAAUGAGUUACAAGCAGCCACUGGGUUCAGAACAAAUAGGUCGUGAAAAAAUAUAUGCAUGGAAUAGAAAUAUUAGAUCAGAUCACUUAAAAAAAUAUAUGAAAGAAAUUAUAAAAUACAUUCAACGUAUUGCACAAAAACCUGGAGACACUCUAACCGCAGACAUUGGAAGCAACAGUGAAUUCCUGGGUUGCCAAAAAAAUAUGAUGAAGAGCGAACUGAAAGCACUAAUGUCACAAUAUUUUAGUGUCGAUUACGAAUCGACUACAUCUAGUUUAACAGAGCAAAGCAAUGCAAAUGUUCUUAUGCAAAAUGCUGUCAAAAAAAUCGCUGUAAGCAAACAAGGGGAAGAAAUGUCUGGUGAGUAUUGCAAGGGAGACAUGUCUGAUGAGUAUUGUAAGGGAGAAAUGUCUGAUGAGUAUUGUGAGGAAGACACUUUGGAAAUGCCGUGUAAAAUAAUUAUAUCUACACAAGUACUUAGAAAAAAUGAAGUGUCUACUUCUUAUGGAAGUAACGAAGAAGUUGACUUUCGCCAUUUGACUGCUUCCACACAAAAGGGUUCAAUUUUCAGGAAAUAUGAUGCUGUGGAAUAUAGACGUCCCAAAUAUUCAAAAUUAUACAAAUUAUACAGACAUAAAAAAUUUAAAGAAAGAAGUGGAAAUGAUAUAUUAAGUAAUAACAAUUAUUACAAAGAUUUUGAAGACGUUGAUACCUACAAAGAACAUAUGAACGUAGUGCCUAAAGUAUAUGAUCCUAAAUCUGUAAUAUGCAAACAUCUGAAUUCAGGAAAACGGGAAAAUAAUGCUAAAUAUAUCUAUUACAGAGUUAAUGAACAGUUCGAGAAAACUAAUACUAAUGAGCGGGCGACUCGAAAUAUAAAAGAUAUGAAUAAACAAAAAAGAAACUCUAAUAACUCUAAUAUUCCAGCAAAGGUUGAUAAAAGAAGACACUCACAUGAAUUUGCAGACAAUGGGAAAAAGAAGAAAGAAACACAAAUCCGAAUGCCAGACAAAGAUCAAGUGCUUAUCCAUAAAAUGAACAUAAAAGACAGGACCAUCCUGCGUAAAGGUCAAAUGCCUGCCUAUAACAACAUCGAUAGACGGAAUCAAAAUCACAAGGAAGAAUAUCACCAUGAUUCUAUUAAGAGAUCUAUUGGUAAAUAUACAAGAAAACACAUAAAACGGGGUACAAACCAAUAUAACGAUAUGAGUUUUUCCUACAAAUUGGACAAGAACCAAAAGGAAACAGCCUGUGACAAAGCCAAAAUCUGUAAGAACAACAGAAGUAAGCAUUCUAAAAUAUAUGCAAGAAGAAAUGGCCUAUUUGAUCUUGAAAAAGUGUUGUUAGAAGCUAAUAAACAUACUAAAGAAAUCAAUAAAAAAAAAUGUUCAUACACUUACGUACAAAAAAUAGUAGCUUCUCCACAUAAAAACUACAAUCGAUCAAAUGUAGUAACAGUUGAUAUAGUGGAUGAACAAAAAGAAAGAUCGAAAACCUAUGCAAAGAAUAAACAAGCAGCAGUAAAAAGAGCUGAAGAACUGUCAAGUAAACUUAAAUCCCACAAAACAAUUGUUAAAAAACAUACUGAUAUAAGUCCAAAACAAGAACAGUACUUCGAAAACAACAACGGUUCGCAGUCUUAUAUUUAUCAAAAGCCCAAUAAGAUGACGGAUUCGGUUAGAAAGCUUCGUAAGAAUCAAAAUAAUAAAGGAAUUGAUGUAAUGAUGAAACAAACAUAUAUAAAACUUAUUAAUCGGGAGCUUUGUAAUAAGAAACAGCUUACUGAAGUAUUCUACGAAAAGCUAUGCAUAUUAAAGGGCUUUGAAAGUGAAGAUGAAACAAGUAACUACUUAAGUAAACUGGAGAGCGGGAAAAACUUUGUUAUACAAAACCAACUUUAUGAAUACCCAAAUAACAAUAGACAGGUAGGAGAACUUAAAAUUGAUGAAAAGUUGCCGGUUUACAAUAAUUGCGAUUGCGACACGAGUCAAUCUGAUGAAUUUGAGAAAUAUCAGGUUUUCGCAUUACAUGAUAAACUCCUUAAUAAGAAAAAAUCGAUUCCUGCAAAACUUGUGAGUGAAGAAAACUAUAAAAAAGUCUUGCAGAACCUUUACAAAGAUAACUCUGAGCUUAGAUGUAAAAUAAAAAAGUUAGGAAAAUCCAUUAAUGAACGUAUAUUUCGCUAUCCAGCCAGGGUACAGGAGUACAGUGAUGAAAUAGGGAUUCAAACUGGUAGGUGCUUUGAAAAAGCAAGUAAUUAUAGUUCAACAUUCGAAUUGGAAAAACCGCUAUGGAAAAAACAUUUAGAAAAACAAAAUGAAAAAAAGGAGGGUAUAAAAGUGAAGCCGUUUGCUGCACUACCUCACAAAACUUAAACAAAAUUAUUAUCCUAAUAACAUCACAAGCACCACCUAUGUGAUCACUCUUCUUGUUAGAAGUCGCUCAUUUAAGUUACUUAAGGGUCUUUCCACGAAUUAGAAAACUGGGAACCAUAUAAUUAAAAAUUCCUCCCCUUAAGAAACUUAGUAAUUAACAUUUCUCUUCCUACCAGAGAAGAGUUUAAGAUAAUUAUGUAACCCUUGCAACUGUGAACACUGGGGAAAGGUUCUAACGGAAAACCCUUAUUGCGCUUACAACCUUAUAUUUAUAUAUUGUUUAAAUUUUUUUUUUUUGAAAUUAUGUUUCAAAUUUUUUUUAUAAUUUACGUGUUUUCUUUCAAGAAGUGUGAGACCUAUAUGCGUAAUA
Teleopsis dalmanni is the source of this 3555-nucleotide messenger RNA. RefSeq lists its product as uncharacterized. The coding region runs from base 57 to 3185 and encodes 1042 amino acids. The record is from RefSeq and is a predicted model, not a curated record. NCBI's taxonomy places the organism in Eukaryota, Metazoa, Arthropoda, Insecta, Diptera, Diopsidae. The transcript is spliced from 2 exons.